Molecule: messenger RNA, 1437 nt
Organism: Trichosporon asahii var. asahii CBS 2479
Lineage: Eukaryota; Fungi; Basidiomycota; Tremellomycetes; Trichosporonales; Trichosporonaceae
Exons: 4
Coding region: 1-1437 (478 amino acids)
Biological process (GO): cytokinin biosynthetic process
Cellular component (GO): cytosol
Molecular function (GO): hydrolase activity, hydrolyzing N-glycosyl compounds
Source: RefSeq, a predicted model, not a curated record
AUGUCUCUCCCCGAGGGCUCCACACCCGUCUGCGUCUUCGCCGUGUACUCGACCGCCGCCGCCAGCGUCGGUACCGCCCUCGCAAAGAACGGCUACCCGCUAGUCUAUGGUGGUGGCCGCCGUGGUCUGAUGGGCGUCGUCUCGUCCUCUGCCCUCGAGGCCGGCGGCCGCGUCCACGGCAUCCUUCCCCGCGCGCUCAUGGCCAGGGCAAGCGAGCACACCCCGACCCCCUCUCGCGAUCCGUCUUCUCAGCCUCAGCCCGCCGUCUCCGCCGAGGGUGUCGGCAAGGACCUCCUGGCGGACACGCACGGCGGUCUGCUCUCCAUGGAGGUAGUCGGGAGCAUGCACGAGCGCAAGGCGAAGAUGGCCUCUCUGUCGACGGGCGGCUUCGUCGUCCUGCCCGGAGGCUAUGGGACAUUCGAGGAGCUGCUCGAGAUGGUGACCUGGAACCAGAUCGGGAUGCACUCUUUGCCCGUCGUCGUGCUCAACGUCAAGAACUUCUACACGCCCCUCCGCGCGCUGCUCGAGGGCGGCGCCGAGUCCGGAUUCAUCAAGAAGGAGAACCUCAGCCUGCUCAGGAUCGUCGACCUUCCCGGGGGAGCGGAGGCGAAUGCGGACGAGGCCAAGGCCGAGGAGUGGGGAGAGGCGGCCAUCCGGGCGCUCAAGGAGUGGCACAUCCCGUCCACCGUCGCGAGCACACCGAGCAACACCGACGUGUCCCUCUUCACAACAGGACGAUACACCUACGUCCCCGCCCGGCCGCUGACGGAGAAUGCGGUGCCGCUGUGGAGCUACCAUGUGCGCAGGCUACGCACGGCGCACGCCCACUUUGCGGCGCGGGACAGGAGUUGGGGCACGUACCCCGGCGACGCGGCUGUGUGGGCUGCCGUGAAGGCGGCUCUGGAGCCAUUGCAGCCGAGCAACGGGGCGGACUGGCGCGUGCGUAUCGUCAUGUCCCGUCCCACCUCUGGGGACGUCGCCACCGUCCGUGUCGAGACGCCCCAGGCUGCCCUGCCCCCCUUCACACUGCGCAUCAAUGAUGACCUGUUCAAGCGCAAGUUCUGGGUCGACACUUUGCCCACCCCGGCGCCGGAGAGAGAUCAGGUGGAUCUGAGGCGGUACAAGACGACAAGGAGGGAGGUGUAUGAGGCCGCUCAGGCGCGCUUUGCCGAUAAGGAGGCACAUGCUGAGGUUCUCCUUUGGAAUGAGAGCGGGGAGGCGCUCGAGGGGACGACGAGCAAUUUUGCUAUCCUCUCGCCGAAUGGGUGGGUGACGCCCAAGAGCCGCGACAUUCUGCCAGGCACGGCGCGCGCUGCUUUGUUGGAUGCUGGGGAGAUUACGGAGGUGGACCGGAUCUCGGUGGACGAGGUGAAGCAAGCAGAGAGGGUGGUCUGUUUCAAUGGCCUUCGGGGCGUGUGGCAGGCGGAGGUGGUGUAG